Molecule: messenger RNA, 540 nt
Organism: Baudoinia panamericana UAMH 10762
Lineage: Eukaryota; Fungi; Ascomycota; Dothideomycetes; Mycosphaerellales; Teratosphaeriaceae
Exons: 2
Coding region: 1-540 (179 amino acids)
Molecular function (GO): protein binding
Source: RefSeq, a predicted model, not a curated record
AUGGCAGACGACGAAGGUGCCUCACCACGCGAGCAACUCAUGGAAUCGUGUCGGCGCAACAACACCGAGCUCCUCUCUACCUUAUUAUCCUCCCCACCACUCUCCAGCAACCCACAAGCCAUAGCCAACUUCCUCAACACAACCACCGACGCAUUGGGUUCAGGUGCACUCCACGUGGCGGCGCAGUACGGCAGCUAUGAGGUGCUAGACAUGAUCCUUGAUCAAGAAGGCGUCGAGAUUGACACUCAGGAACGGAGAGAAGGCGACACGUGCUUGCACAAGGCGGUCAGAUAUUGCAGCGAGCUGAGCAAGCAUGAGUGGCAGCAUGGUCAGGCGGUGGUGGACAUUCUGGUAGACGCUGGGUGUGAUCCGCGGCUACGGAACAAAGCUAAGCUACGCCCCGUUGACCUCGUGGACCCGCGCAACAAGGACCUACGGACGUCGUUACAGAAGGCAGAGAUGACCAUCAUGGCGGGCAACGAUGCUGUAGUCGAGGAUGACGAUGAUCGGCCAAACGGUCCUGGUAGUGAGAGCGACUGA